GAAACCCAGUUAAUUAGUUCAUUUCAGUCGAAAUCGUAAGCUACCUGGAUUGAAUCAUCGGCUUAUCCUUUGAUUUUGACAUGUCGCUUGGGAUAAAUUGGUACCAAUUCGAACGCGAAAAAACGCGAGCGUCUUUCUAAACGUCUUGGUUCCGCCAAACCUUUUAAAAAACGCGUCACAUGGAGAGCACGCGGAGCCCUUGUUCCCUUGAAUCAGUAUUGCUACCAACCAGCCAUAAUGACAAAAAAAGACUUAUAUAGCAUGCUGCUCCUCCCCUUGAUCAUUCUCCUGAUCGCUACGUAUUUUGCGCCUGCGCCAAACAAGACCAUAAUGUACUCUGACCUUGCUCGCAUUUCUCCAUUGAGCUUCAACCUUUCAAGCCCUGUCAUACAACUUGACUACACCGCCUUGUCUGACCCGCAACCUAAGCGUCAAGUGUAUUUGAGCAGUAAUCAAGACGACAGAGUCACUGUUGAAAAUUCUUUUCGAGAGGUCGAAAAUGGCUACGAGUUGACACUACAGCUUUGGACCAUGGUGGACGUCGAGCUCCAUACACUCAAGGCUACAUAUUGGGCAGAUUUGACAGAUAUCAGAAUGCUUGCCAAUGGUUAUCAAAGCUGGAGUCAGACAAGGGAAUUAAAUGAAUAUGGUCGACUUAACAAAAUACCUUAUCCAGUUGCUUGGAUCACUAAAUUCGAUCUUCAAGGGGACUACGAUUUUUAUAAUUACACAGGCGACACUGGAAAUAUCUUCUCUAGUACCGUCACUCACCUUAGAUUCCCUGAUGAUCAAUUUCUUUUUGUUGGAUCGAUUUCUGAAGAGUCCGGCUACACCUAUCUGGAGGGAAAUUUCAAUGACAAUUCCUUUACCAUCUACAAGGAUAUUGAAGGAAAACAUUUGAAAGCAAAUGAUAGACUGGUCAUCAAGUGCUUCAUUUCGCAAGGCUAUGACUUGCCUGGUAUGUGGCGCUCUUAUGCCCGUUAUUAUACACAAGGUGAACUACUCGGGCCACCUGUUACUGGAUGGACGAGUUGGUAUAACUAUUACGAAGCUGUGACCGAAAAGGACAUUAUGGACAAUUUGGCGGCCAUGCAAGCACAAAAAUAUCCCAUCGAUUAUUUUCAGAUCGAUGACGGGUACCAGCAAAUGAUAGGAGAUUGGCUUGAUACCAAUGCCAAGUUUCCAAGCGGUAUGGCAGCCAUUGCAGAUCGAAUCAAAAAUGCAGGCUAUACGCCAGGCUUAUGGUUAGCACCGUUCUCCGCUCAAUACAAGAGCGCUGUUGUCGCCGCUCAUCCCGAAUGGGUACUUCGAAAGCCAGACAAUCAAUCAGAGUAUCUGGUAGCAGGUCCGAAUUGGGGUGGGUUCUAUGCCUUGGAUAUUUACAACCAGGAAUUUAGAGAUCACUUGAAAAACGUUUUCGAUACUGUACUGAAUGCAUGGGGAUUUGGUCUUGUCAAGUUGGAUUUCUUGUUCGCAGCUGCCAUGGUGCCGCGAUUAGGCAAAACCCGCGGUGAGAUCAUGUGGGACGCAAUCACACUUUUGCAAGAAAUUGUGGGUGACAAGAUCAUACUUGGCUCAGGUGUUCCUUUAGCAUCUGCUUGGGGUCGUGUAGCAUAUUGCCGGGUUGGUUCAGAUGUAUCUCCUUGGUGGGAAGAUUCCAAGCUCAAGUUUUUCAAUGUGCGUGAAAGAGUCUCAACUGCAAACUCAUUGCUGUCCACAUUGAAUCGCUGGGGUAUGAACAACAUGUUUGGAAAUGAUCCAGACGCUAUUUUGCUUCGCACGCAAGGCAACAAGCUCACAUCCGAUGAACGUUAUACUCUAUGUGUAUUGAACAACGUCCUUGGACACCUUGUUUUUACAUCCGACAAUGUCAGUCAGUACGGAGAUAAAGAGCAUUUGUUAUAUGCAGGCACGUUUCCAAAGGUCAAUGCAGUGAUCCAAUCGGUCAAGGAAAUUGAAGAUGAGGUAUACAGAAUUGAAUACGUGAUACCAAGCGUCCAAGCACCUGGCACACGAUAUACUACUUAUGUCAAUAUGGCUCCCAUACCACGUUGGGUCAACAUGCAUACAAGGGAUCAACCCACUACAUUUUUUGAGUCUGUCAGCCCUCUUGACCCUAUCGAAGCCUUCGUAUGGCCAUCUGGUGCCAAGUUGAUGCUCCGAUCGCACCAAACAAGAACCUUCUUCGAAUCCAGUAGCAACAAUCAAUCCGUGACUCUUAUCGGCUCUCAAGGACACAUUAUACCGGCAGCAGAAAUACAACAUUGGGAGAUGGACGGCCAUAACGUGAAAGUCACUUUCAACGAACGUCGAAUUGCCAAGUCCACGCUGUACUUUAGAGUUCCUGCCACCUUAGACACUCCGGUUACAGUCAAUAGCUUGACGACGGUCAGAGAAACCAUCAAGUGUGGAAAUGAUUCCAUUAUCGUUGCCACUAUUGUUGUUUAAAAAAAAACGAGGAAUAUUCGUAUGGGGAGCUGAGUGGCAAGAAUGCACGCAUUCCGUCUUUUUCUUUUCCCUCUCAUUUGUUUUGUUCUUUUCUAUGUAAAUAU
Umbelopsis ramanniana AG is the source of this 2552-nucleotide messenger RNA. RefSeq lists its product as uncharacterized. The coding region runs from base 238 to 2448 and encodes 736 amino acids. Lineage: Eukaryota; Fungi; Mucoromycota; Umbelopsidomycetes; Umbelopsidales; Umbelopsidaceae. Gene Ontology annotation, molecular function: alpha-galactosidase activity. The transcript is spliced from 4 exons. The record is from RefSeq and is a predicted model, not a curated record. Gene Ontology annotation, biological process: carbohydrate catabolic process.